Chelonoidis abingdonii (Abingdon island giant tortoise) is the source of this 752-nucleotide messenger RNA. It is a transcript of the gene FKBP1B, whose product is annotated as FKBP prolyl isomerase 1B. Gene Ontology annotation, molecular function: peptidyl-prolyl cis-trans isomerase activity. Gene Ontology annotation, cellular component: cytoplasm; sarcoplasmic reticulum membrane. The record is from RefSeq and is a predicted model, not a curated record. Lineage: Eukaryota; Metazoa; Chordata; Testudines; Testudinidae. Gene Ontology annotation, biological process: protein peptidyl-prolyl isomerization; regulation of cardiac muscle contraction by regulation of the release of sequestered calcium ion.
GGAAGGGGAAUGCAUUCAGCAGAGAGUCCAGCUGAGCCGUGGCGUGGGGAAGGCAGGGUAGUGCCCAGCUGAACGCAGAGGCUGACCCAGGCAGCAGCAAGAAUUGCUCUGUGUUGCCGCAGACCAGCACUGCAAUAAUGGGAGUGGAAAUUGAGACAAUCUCCCCCGGAGACGGACGGACAUUUCCAAAGAAGGGUCAGACGUGUGUGGUACACUACACAGGGAUGCUACAGAAUGGAAAGAAGUUUGAUUCCUCCAGAGACCGAAACAAGCCUUUCAGGUUCAAGAUCGGCAGACAAGAAGUCAUUAAAGGAUUUGAGGAAGGAGCUGCACAGAUGAGCUUAGGACAAAGAGCAAAGCUGACCUGUACGCCUGACAUGGCGUAUGGAGCCACAGGCCAUCCUGGAGUCAUCCCUCCCAAUGCUACCCUCAUCUUCGAUGUGGAGCUGCUCAGGUUAGAGUAAAGCCUUUCAUGGGAGCUGGGUGAAGAAAUCUGCUGAUAAUCAUCCAUUCUUUUCCCCUUCCCUAUGGUAAGAGGAGGCUGCACUGGAAUCGCAAUCUUCCCUGCUUGAGCUGUCAUGCCAAUAGCGCCUGCCCUUAGGUUGUUUAUUCCUUUUCUUCUUUUUUAAAGUUGUUGUGUCCGUAUUUGUCUUCUAUUAGAAGCUUCUUUGCUCUGAGAAAAAUUUCCACCGUUGUAACAUUUUUGAGUUGUACAUUUCAUUUAAUUUGCAUGUGAUUAAAAUUCACAAUGA